Molecule: messenger RNA, 4326 nt
Organism: Schistocerca piceifrons (Central American locust)
Lineage: Eukaryota; Metazoa; Arthropoda; Insecta; Orthoptera; Acrididae
Exons: 2
Coding region: 1-4326 (1441 amino acids)
Source: RefSeq, a predicted model, not a curated record
AUGAGCCCUCCAAUGAGAAGUUGGGAUAUAGAUGAUGAGCCACCAGCACACUCAGUAGAAACUAUUGCACAAUGGCCUGAUGAGCCCUCUAAUGAGAAAUUGGAUAGAGAUGAUGAGCCACCAGCAGACUCAGUAGAAACUAUUGCACAAUGGCCUGAUGAGCCCUCUAAUGAGAAGUUGGAUAGAGAUGAUGAGCCACCAGCAGACUUGUUAGAAACUAUUGCACAAUGGACUGAUGGGCCCUCUAAUGAGAAGUUGGAUAGAGAUGAUGAGCCACCAGCAGACUCAGAAGAAACUAUUGCACAAUGGCCUGAUGAGCCCUCUAAUGAGAAGUUGGAUAGAGAUGAUGAGCCACCAGCACACUCAGUAGAAACUAUUGCACAAUGGCCUGAUGAGCCCUCUAAUGAGAAAUUGGAUACAGAUGAUGAGCCACCAGCAGACUUAGUAGAAACGAUUGCACAAUGUCCUGAUGAGCCCUCUAAUGAGAAGUUGGAUAGAGAUGAUGAGCCACCAGCACACUCAGUAGAAACUAUUGCACAAUGGCCUGAUGAGCCCUCUAAUGAGAAGUUGGAUAGAGAUGAUGAGCCACCAGCAGACUUAGUAGAAACUAUUGCACAAUGGCCUGAUGAGCCCUCUAAUGAGAAAUUGGAUACAGAUGAUGAGCCACCAGCAGACUUAGUAGAAACGAUUGCACAAUGUCCUGAUGAGCCCUCUAAUGAGAAGUUGGAUAGAGAUGAUGAGCCACCAGCACACUCAGUAGAAACUAUUGCACAAUGGCCUGAUGAGCCCUCUAAUGAGAAGUUGGAUAGAGAUGAUGAGCCACCAGCACACUCAGUAGCAACUAUUGCACAAUGGCCUGAUAAGCCCACCAAUGAGAAGUUGGAUAGAGAUGAUGAACCACCAGCACACUCAGUAGAAACUAAAGCACAAUGGCCUGAUGAGCCCUCUAAUGAGAAGUUGGGUGGAGAUGAUGAGCCACCAGCAGACUCAGUAGAAACUAUUGCACAAUGGCCUGAUGAGCACUCUAAUGAGAAAUUGGAUACAGAUGAUGAGCCACCAGCAGACUUAGUAGAAAAUAUUGCACAAUGGGCUGAUGAGACCUCUAAUGAGAAGGUGGAUAGAGAUGAUGAGCCACCAGCACACUCAGUAGAAACUAUUGCACAAUGGCCUGAUGAGCCCUCGAAUGAGAAGUUGGAUAGAGAUGAUGAGCCACCAGCACACUCAGUAGCAACUAUUGCACAAUGGCCUGAUAAGCCCACCAAUGAGAAGUUGGAUAGAGAUGAUGAGCCACCAGCACACUCAGUAGAAACUAUUGCACAAUGGCCUGAUGAGCCCUGUAAUGAGAAGGUGGAUAGAGAUGAUGAGCCACCAGCAGACUCAGUAGAAAAUAUUGCACAAUGGACUGAUGAGCCCACUAAUGAGAAGUUGGAUAGAGAUGAUGAGCCACCAGCACACUCAGUAGAAACUAUUGCACAAUGGCCUGAUGAGCCCUCUAAUGAGAAAUUGGAUACAGAUGAUGAGCCACCAGCACACUCAGUAGAAACUAGUGCACAAUCGCCUGAUGAGCCCUCUAAUGAGAAGUUGGAUAGAGAUGAUGAGCCACCAGCAGACUUAGUAGAAAAUAUUGCACAAUGGCCUGAUGAGCCCUCUAAUGAAAAGUCGGAUAGAGAUGAUGAACCACCAGCAGACACGGUAGAAACUAUUGCACAAUGGCCUGAUGAGCCCUCUAAUGAGAAGUUGGAUAGAGAUGAUGAGCCACCAGCACACUCAGUAGAAACUAUUGCACAAUGGCCUGAUGAGCCCUCUAACGAGAAGUUGGAUAGAGAUGAUGAGCCACCAGCACACUCAGUAGAAACUAUUGCACAAUGGCAUGAUGAGCCCUCUAAUGAGAAGUUGGAUAGAGAUGAUGAGCCACCAGCACACUCAGUAGAAACUAUUGCACAAUGGCAUGAUGAGCCCUCUCAUGAGAAGUUGGAUAGAGAUGAUGAGCCACCAGCACACUCAGUAGAAACUAUUGCACAAUGGCCUGAUGAGCCCUCUAAUGAGAAAUUGGAUACAGAUGAUGAGCCACCAGCACACUCAGAAGAAACUAUUGCAGAAUGGCCUGAUGAGCCCUCUAAUGAGAAGUUGGAUAGAGAUGCUGAGCCACCAGCACACUCAGUAGAAACUAUUGCACAAUGGCCUGAUGAGCCCUCUAAUGAGAAGUUGGAUAGAGAUGAUGAGCCACCAGCAGACUCAGAAGAAACUAUUGCACAAUGGCCUGAUGAGCCCUCUAAUGAGAAGUUGGAUAGAGAUGCUGAGCCACCAGCACACUCAGUAGAAACUAUUGCACAAUGGCCUGAUGAGCCCUCUAAUGAGAAGUUGGAUAGAGAUGCUGAGCCACCAGCACACUCAGUAGAAACUAUUGCACAAUGGCCUGAUGAGCCCUCUAAUGAGAAGUUGGAUAGAGAUGCUGAGCCACCAGCACACUCAGUAGAAACUAUUGCACAAUGGCCUGAUGAGCCCUCUAAUGAGAAGUUGGAUAGAGAUGCUGAGCCACCAGCACACUCAGUAGAAACUAUUGCACAAUGGCCUCAUGAGCCCUCUAAUGAGAAGUUGGAUAGAGAUGAUGAGCCACCAGCACACUCAGUAGAAACUAUUGCACAAUGGCCUGAUGAGCCCUCUAAUGAGAAGUUGGAUAGAGAUGCUGAGCCACCAGCACACUCAGUAGAAACUAUUGCACAAUGGCCUGAUGAGCCCUCUAAUGAGAAGUUGGAUAGAGAUGCUGAGCCACCAGCACACUCAGUAGAAACUAUUGCACAAUGGCCUGAUGAGCCCUCUAAUGAGAAGUUGGAUAGAGAUGCUGAGCCACCAGCACACUCAGUAGAAACUAUUGCACAAUGGCCUGAUGAGCCCUCUAAUGAGAAGUUGGAUAGAGAUGAUGAGCCACCAGCACACUCAGUAGAAACUAUUGCACAAUGGCCUGAUGAGCCCUCUAAUGAGAAGUUGGAUAGAGAUGCUGAGCCACCAGCACACUCAGUAGAAACUAUUGCACAAUGGCCUGAUGAGCCCUCUAAUGAGAAGUUGGAUAGAGAUGCUGAGCCACCAGCACACUCAGUAGAAACUAUUGCACAAUGGCCUGAUGAGCCCUCUAAUGAGAAGUUGGAUAGAGAUGAUGAGCCACCAGCAGACUCAGAAGAAACUAUUGCAGAAUGGCCUGAUGAGCCCUCUAAUGAGAAGUUGGAUAGAGAUGCUGAGCCACCAGCACACUCAGUAGAAACUAUUGCACAAUGGCCUGAUGAGCCCUCUAAUGAGAAGUUGGAUAGAGAUGCUGAGCCACCAGCACACUCAGUAGAAACUAUUGCACAAUGGCCUCAUGAGCCCUCUAAUGAGAAGUUGGAUAGAGAUGAUGAGCCCCCAGCACACUCAGUAGAAACUAUUGCACAAUGGCCUGAUGAGCCCUCUAACGAGAAGUUGGAUAGAGAUGAUGAGCCACCAGCACACUCAGUAGAAACUAUUGCACAAUGGCAUGAUGAGCCCUCUCAUGAGAAGUUGGAUAGAGAUGAUGAGCCACCAGCACACUCAGUAGAAACUAUUGCACAAUGGCCUGAUGAGCCCUCUAAUGAGAAAUUGGAUACAGAUGAUGAGCCACCAGCACACUCAGAAGAAACUAUUGCAGAAUGGCCUGAUGAGCCCUCUAAUGAGAAGUUGGAUAGAGAUGCUGAGCCACCAGCACACUCAGUAGAAACUAUUGCACAAUGGCCUGAUGAGCCCUCUAAUGAGAAGUUGGAUAGAGAUGAUGAGCCACCAGCACACUCAGUGGAAACUAUUGCACAAUGGCCUGAUGAGUCCUCUAAUGAAAAGUUGGAUAGAGAUGAUGAGCCACCAGCACACUCAGUAGAAACUAUUGCACAAUGGCCUGAUGAGCCCUCUAAUGAGAAUUGGGAUAUAGAUGAUGAGCCACCAGCACACUCAGUAGAAACUAUUGCACAAUGGCCUGAUGAGCCCUCUAAUGAGAAAUUGGAUAGACAUGAUGAGCCACCAGCAGACUUAGCAGAAACUAUUGCACAAUGGCCUGAUGAGCCCUCUAAUGAGAAGUUGGAUAGAGAUGAUGAGCCACCAGCACACUCAGUAGAAACUAUUGCACAAUGGCCUGAUGAGCCCUCUAAUGAGAAGUUGGAUAGAGAUGAUGAGCCACCAGCACACUCAGUAGAAACUAUUGCACAAUGGCCUGAUGAGCCCUCUAAUCAGAAGUUCGAUAGAGAUGAUGAGCCACCAGCACACUCAGUAGAAACUAUUGCACAAUGGCCUGAUGAGCCCUCCAAUGAGAAGUUGGGAUAUAGAUGA